Messenger RNA from Calidris pugnax (ruff), 1757 nucleotides. RefSeq names its product ubiquitin conjugating enzyme E2I (gene UBE2I). Gene Ontology annotation, cellular component: nucleus. Gene Ontology annotation, biological process: protein sumoylation. NCBI's taxonomy places the organism in Eukaryota, Metazoa, Chordata, Aves, Charadriiformes, Scolopacidae. Gene Ontology annotation, molecular function: SUMO conjugating enzyme activity. The transcript has 7 exons. Bases 652 to 1161 code for a protein of 169 amino acids. The record is from RefSeq and is a predicted model, not a curated record.
UGAGGAGUGUGAGGUUGGUUUGUUUGUGUGGAUUUGGUAGUUUGAUGUUUGUGGGGUUUUGGUUUUGUGCUGUUUUUUAAUUUUCACUGUAUCAGGUUAAUGGAGCUGUUUUGCAUUUGUGAUGUAUUUCAAAAACUUACAAGGGCUAAACUUAACAUACAGAUAUUAUUCCAAAGGAGAGAGAGGGAACCCCUCCAACAACAAAUGAACCAUGCACAUACAUUUGUGAAGAAGAUACAACUAGCAGUGAUAAAUCAUAUCUUCAGGUUUAAUACCCACUUAAUAUCUCACUCCUUCAUGCUACUUCAUAAUUUCUGAGACCAGAAUGUACACUGAGAUGAACAAUCUCUGUCCUAUUUUAAGCUUCAGGAGAACUGAAGUUAAAGUCUUUUAACUGAAGGGCUGCUGGAGAGUUAUAUUAGCAAUUUGUUAAUAGAUAGAUUUGCUUUUGAGGGGGCGCUUACCUAGCGGGAUCUUAAUUUUUCAAGUGUGCUUUCAGUCAUCUUUGUCUGUAAUAUCUACUUGUUAGUAGUUGGUGAUGAAGUUUGAGAUGCUCGUUGGACAGAAGCCUAUGGAGACUGUAUACGUGAAGCAUAUGGUCUCCUGUACACUGAAAUUUGGAUAUAGUCUAUCGGUGCUUAACUAAGUCAAAUGCCUCAAGAUUUGAAAAGAGGGACUCUGAAUAUGUCUGGCAUAGCUCUUAGCAGACUUGCACAGGAGAGAAAAGCCUGGAGAAAAGAUCAUCCAUUUGGAUUUGUAGCAGUACCUACAAAAAAUCCAGAUGGCACAAUGAAUCUAAUGAACUGGGAGUGUGCUAUUCCAGGAAAGAAAGGGACACCAUGGGAAGGAGGCUUAUUUAAACUACGAAUGCUUUUCAAGGAUGACUACCCUUCUUCACCCCCAAAAUGUAAAUUUGAACCACCAUUAUUCCACCCAAACGUGUAUCCUUCAGGCACAGUGUGUCUCUCCAUCUUAGAGGAGGAUAAGGACUGGAGGCCAGCAAUCACAAUUAAACAGAUCUUGUUAGGAAUACAAGAACUUCUAAAUGAACCAAAUAUUCAAGACCCAGCUCAAGCAGAGGCUUACACAAUUUACUGCCAAAACAGAGUGGAAUAUGAAAAGAGGGUUCGAGCACAAGCCAAGAAGUUUGCACCAUCAUAAGCAUCUGUCAUGCAGCAUCUUAAAAAGGAAGGGAUUGAUUUGGCAAGAACUUGUUUACAAAACUUUUGCAAAAUCUAAUGUUGCUAUGUACAAUUAAUAUCCACUUAGGGGAGGGGGUUGUAUGUGUGCCAUUUUCCAUAUUCGCCACUUGUAUACAGUUCUAAAUUUGCUGAAUUGCCCCCAGUUUUUUCAUACAGGGUCUCUUCCUUCAGUCUUUUGUAUUUUUGAUUGUUAUGUAAAACUUGCUUUUAUUUUAAUAUUGAUGUCAGUAUUUCAACUGCUGUAAAAUUAUAAACUUUUAUACUUCUAUAAAUUCACUAGUAUCUCUAGUUACUUUGCUAUCUGAUGCAGGCAUGCUUUAAAAUGUUAGAACUAUAUUUAGCCUCUAGCUGGCUGUAUGAAGAAAAAUCAUGUCCUCCACCCCCUUCCCUCCCUGAAUUUGUUUUUCUAUCUUUCAGAAACUAGGUUGUUAUUGCUUAAGAGCCUCUGAGAUCCAAAGUCAGCCAGCAUCCUUAUUCUGCAUCACUUCCUUUGUGUUUAUAUGGCGUUCUGUCUGUGUUGCUGUUUAGAGUAAAUAAACUGUUUAUAUAAAGGGC